This is a messenger RNA of Cryptotermes secundus, 2553 nucleotides long. Its product is annotated as synaptic vesicle 2-related protein. Bases 487 to 2067 code for a protein of 526 amino acids. NCBI's taxonomy places the organism in Eukaryota, Metazoa, Arthropoda, Insecta, Blattodea, Kalotermitidae. The record is from RefSeq and is a predicted model, not a curated record. Gene Ontology annotation, molecular function: transmembrane transporter activity. Gene Ontology annotation, biological process: transmembrane transport. Gene Ontology annotation, cellular component: membrane. The transcript is spliced from 13 exons.
AUAACGGUUGUAACGGGGAAACUGGUGCAGAGCCAUUCGGAAGUCAGAAUUGUUUGGACGUUCCUGCUGUAGCAGUGUGAAAGAUAUACGAAGGACUUAUAUGUGUCAGUGUUGUGCGUUCACAGCCAUAUUAGCAGAAGCUGGAAGUUUCGCACCCCUAAUUGCAUGAUAAAAGUGUAUGAAUUAUAAUACAUUGCUAAGUAUUGAACGUACGCAUCAGUGACUCCGAUUUGACAGUUCUGACGUGGAUUGGACAUCUUGUGUGAACAACAGCGUGUAAUAUGUUUGAUGUGGCAUAACCUUCGAAGGAGUUAAAUUUACAGUUGUCUGAUGCGACUGUCAAUACAGUCGCAGACCACAUCUAAAUGUUUCGUCAUUUCGCCUCGUAAAUUCAUAGGUUAGAUUCUCAGCCUUGAGGUCGGUUAUCUGGCUGAGGUUUUGCCGUUUUCCUGGUAUGUCAGUACGUAAAAUAAGAAAUUCGUAAAGAUGUCUCAGAUUCUGUCUGCGGUCCGUCGGACAACACGAGGGCGGUCAGCAGCUGAGUAUGAGGACCUAGAUGAGCAUGUUACGGAGUCUCUGCCAAGUGCAACAAGUGUCCCAAGACAACUGGAGGAUCAUUAUGACAAUCACAUAGCAGAAGCGGAUGAAAUAGAAAUGACAUCUGUAUCUGUUGUACCUGAUGAUACAUUUACUGUGACACAGGCAGUGAAUGCAUUUGGCUUCGGGAGGUUUCAAGUGAAACUAUCUCUGUUCACUGGCCUCUGCUGGAUGGCAGACAGUAUGGAAAUGACAAUACUCAGUAUCCUUUCACCUGCAUUGCACUGUGACUGGCAUAUCACACGAUACCAGCAGGCGCUUACCACCACGAUUGUAUUUCUAGGUAUGAUGCUUAGUUCUACAUUCUGGGGAAACUUGAGUGAUCGAUAUGGAAGAAAACAGGCACUGACUUUGUGUGCUGUGCUUUUAUUCUGUUACGGCCUCUUGAGUUCAUUGGCACCGAAUUUCCUGUGGAUCCUGUUUCUUCGUGGGCUUGUGGGAUUCGCCAUAGGAUGCGUACCUCAGUCUGUGACUCUGUAUGCGGAGUUCCUGCCAACGAAGCAGAGAGCAAAGUGUGUUGUCCUGUUGGAUUGUUUCUGGGCACUGGGGGCAUGUUUUGAGGUGCUGCUGGCCCUGAUUGUAAUGCCUACGCUAGGCUGGCAAUGGCUGCUUGCACUUUCAACGAUCCCACUUCUGGCCUUUGCUCUCAUCACACCAUGGUUACCAGAGAGUGCUAGAUUUCACGUAGCAUCAGGACAACCUGACGAGGCUCUGGCAACGUUGCAGAGGGUAGCUAAGGAGAAUGGAAAGCCCAUGCUUUUAGGCCGCCUUGUGGUGGAUGAUUCAGCCACUCUUGCUCCAAGGGGACGUGUUACGCAUUUGCUUCAUUCUGAACUUAGGAAGACUUCUCUUCUGCUUUGGUUCAUUUGGAUCGUAUGUGCAUUCUGUUACUAUGGAGUAGUUCUGAUGACAACAGAACUGUUUGAGACUUCAUGCGCAGAACAGAGUCGGACAGUAGCUGACCUGGAAUGUGCAGCUGAUUGCAAGGAGCUGUCCACACGAGACUAUGUUGACUUGUUGUGGACCACAAUAGCUGAAUUUCCAGGCAUAUUUGCAACAGUAUUUGUAAUUGAGCGGUGCGGAAGGAAGAAUACAAUGGCAGUUCAGUUUAUAAUUUUCACAAUUUGCAUCUCCUUUCUCUUCGUCUGUACUGAUAAUCGUGUAUUUCUUACCAUUAUGCUGUUCUUAGCACGAGGUAUCAUAGCUGGAGUGUUCCAAGCUGCAUACGUGUAUACACCAGAGGUGUACCCAACUCCAUUGAGAGCAGUCGGUGUGGGAACUUGCAGCGCCAUGGCCCGGCUUGGCGCCAUGGUAACCCCGUAUGUUGCACAGGUUCUCAUGCAGUCAUCUCUAAUGUUCGCAACAGCUGUGUAUGGGUUGGCAGCCUUGUUAGCAGCUGUGGCAUGCUUCUUUCUUCCUAUUGAAACAAAAGAUCGUGAGAUGGUGGAAACUGUAGCACAGAGAUCGUGAAAGUGACUAUCCUCAGUUGCAUUCUGCAAUACAGUGGGAUCUCUUCAUGUAAGAUAUAGUCAAAUCUGGUAAUGUAAAUUACUUUAAGGUUUUGCAAUGAUGACCCUGACCCAUAACUUGGCUGGUCAUACACUAUGGAAGUUAGUUUAUAUAUACAAAACACCUGUUGAAAGUGGGAAGUCUCCUCGCUUGUUACAUAGGCUUUCAUGGUAUUAAUUUCCCUAUGUCAAGGCUGACAUGUAACAUCUCCCAUGGUGUGUUCUGGUAUCUGGCUAAAGCAUCUUGUUCCACGUCAUCCCAUAGAAGUUUUAAUUCUGAAGCCCUUCCAGGCAUCCUUGUUCUAUCCAGUCUCUUUACAUAGCCAAAACCACAUUAGCUCUGUUACCAAAUUUUGAAUUCAAGGUUCUCUAAUUCUGUUCUUUUUUAUAUUUAUUUUGGAGAGCUGGGAUAGUACAAUCAGUAUAGCAACUGGCUAUGGGCUGGACA